Molecule: messenger RNA, 1123 nt
Organism: Mugil cephalus (flathead mullet)
Lineage: Eukaryota; Metazoa; Chordata; Actinopteri; Mugiliformes; Mugilidae
Gene: ostc
Product: oligosaccharyltransferase complex subunit
Exons: 4
Coding region: 165-614 (149 amino acids)
Cellular component (GO): oligosaccharyltransferase complex
Source: RefSeq, a predicted model, not a curated record
GGAUAUUAUAUAUUAUUAAAACGUUUCCAACAGUUUUACUGUGAAGUAAAAACAAAACAAACAUCUACUUCCGGGACACGUCAACAAAGUCCCUGCGCAGACGGAUCCCAGCCAGCGGCAGCAGCAUCUGUACUGUAGCGACAAGAAAACAUUUCCCUACCACCAUGGAGACUUUAUACAGCAUACCGUUUGCAGUGCUGGAGUGUCCGAAUAUAAAGCUGAAGAAACCGUCGUGGCUGCACAUGCCGUCGGCCAUGACUGUGUAUGCAGUCGUUAUCGUGUCCUACUUUCUUAUUACAGGAGGUAUCAUCUAUGAUGUUAUUGUUGAACCACCAAGUGUGGGCUCAAUGACUGAUGAGCAUGGACACCAGCGGCCAGUAGCCUUUUUGGCAUACAGAGUAAACGGCCAGUACAUCAUGGAAGGACUAGCCUCCAGUUUCCUUUUCACAAUGGGAGGUCUCGGCUUUAUAAUCCUGGAUCGCUCCAACGCACCGAACAUUCCCAAACUCAACCGCUUCCUGUUGCUUUUCAUCGGGUUCGUCAGUGUUCUCCUCAGCUUCUUCAUGGCCAGAGUGUUCAUGCGCAUGAAGUUGCCUGGAUACCUCAUGGGCUAAAGACGCAGCAGUAUACGACAAACUGGUUUGGAUGGAGAGCGACCUCCACGCAGUUAAAUUAAAAUCAUUGAUAGAAUUGACUCUUCAUGUACCCGACAAGUGAUAAGGACUCGAAGCACUGACCAUUCUCUAGAAAUUACAUCAGAUCACAUUGACUCCAUCUCUUCAGUGUUUUGUGACUUCCUUUCCCCUCUUUUUUUUCCUCACAAGGUAGUGUCAACUUUAAUGCACGGCCUCUACUUCUGGUACUGGUGCACCGUCUUUAACAAAUCUGUCACAUUUCACAGUAUAUGAAAUGUGCCCCAGACGCUGGAGAAGAAAAGGAAAGGAAAUCACUGAACGCUGACAGGAUGUAGCCGCUGAUUUGGAAUCAAGUUUAGCACUGUGUGAAUCAUUUAGGUGGAUAUUGUUUCUUUUUUUUUUUUGUAUGGACGUCAAUGAAAAAGCCUUGAACCCGUCACAGUUGCAUUUUUGUACAAGGUUGUGAAAAUAAAUCUUCCUUUUCACAG